Messenger RNA from Aedes albopictus (Asian tiger mosquito), 3802 nucleotides. It is a transcript of the gene Nep3, whose product is annotated as neprilysin-3. Gene Ontology annotation, molecular function: metalloendopeptidase activity. Gene Ontology annotation, biological process: proteolysis. Gene Ontology annotation, cellular component: plasma membrane. The coding region runs from base 652 to 3045 and encodes 797 amino acids. The record is from RefSeq and is a predicted model, not a curated record. The transcript is spliced from 5 exons. Lineage: Eukaryota; Metazoa; Arthropoda; Insecta; Diptera; Culicidae.
AACCGGCGCAUGCCUGCUAUGGAUGUUGUUAUCGCCAUUCCCAUAUGGAUACGCCGUUCGAAACAACAAAAUUGUUCGCGUAGAAAAUUGUUCCGUUUUUCGGGAAAACUUGGUUGUUAAUUAAUGUGACUCGUCAAAAUGCAGAUUUAGAAAUGUAUUCGUGAUUGAAGAAAACUAACGAAGUGGUUAAGUCCGUGAAAUGUGACGAGUAUUUGGGAUAAUUGGCCUAAGCUUGGAUGCUUCCUUGCAAGAGCAGAGUCACAAAAAAGAAAGUGGUUUUGGUGUUUAUUUUUUCGUUCUACCAAUGCUUUAAUACUAUCGUUUAAUUGUCCUCAACCAUAUCCAUUACUCACACAAAUUAAAGUAAAGCCAAUCAGUGAUUUAAAUAUGCAAACAAAUUGACAUCACCGGAGAAAAGUGUCAGAAGAUGUGUUUAUUGAUUUUCUCGAAAGGAUAAACAAAGCACCCAACAGGCAGGGGUGAAGUUUUCUCGUGCCGCAUGCCAGUGAUAAAAUAUGCAAUAAAACCGCACGCAAAAACGAACAGGCUUAUAAAUAUUGUGGUUUGCGUCGAAAGGAGCUUCCGAUGUGAAAUAAAGCGUGCUAAACGUCGUUUACUUUAGAGUGGCUAGUGCAGGAAUCAGCAAACUAGAUGAGUCUUAUAAUGUCCGUUCAGAUGACCCGAUACAAACAGGCACAGUUUGCCGAUGAAGAUAGCAGUAGCAUUGGCUCGGUACAGAUCACAGAAACCAGACACAGUCCGACGAGGCACAUUCGUUAUCACACAGCCAGGGGGACGUCGCUGUGGAAUGCCCGUAGCAAGCUCGAAAAGGUCCUCCUACUGCUGGUGCUGAUAUCGGCAGUGACGAUUGUCGCCCUGAUCAGCAUACUGGCAACCGAAAGCACCAGGAUACUGCACGUGCAGCCUCACGUUGACUCCAACAUCUACAAAGCAUCUUUGGAUGGCGACGUGUCCCUGCCAUGUCUAAACAAGCACUGCAUUUUUGCCGCUAGCGAAAUACUGCACUCGAUUGACUCCACCGUAGAUCCGUGCGAUGACUUCUACGCGUACUCCUGCAACCAGUGGAUCAAGAACAAUCCCAUUCCGGAUGGCAAAUCCAUGUGGGGAACAUUCGGCAAGCUGGAACAGCAGAACCAGCUGGUCGUUAAGAACGUGCUGGAACGGCCAGAGGCCGAGUUCAAAUCCAAGUCUGAGAAAAAGGCCAAGCUGUACUAUCAGUCCUGUCUGGAUGAAGAUGAAACCAUGGAGAAAUUGGGAGCGGAUCCGCUGUUGAAACUGUUGAAGAAUAUCGGUGGCUGGAAUAUAACGGCCAACGUCACUGGGUUCGAUGUGAAGAAGUGGUCUCUGCAAAAGUCUCUUCAAGUAUUGCAGAUCAAGUACAACAUGGGUGGACUGUUUGGGUGGGCCGUUGGAGAAGAUGAUCGAAAUUCGAGUAGACAUAUUAUACAGAUCGAUCAAGGCGGAUUGACGUUGCCGUCACGGGAUAACUAUCUCAAUAAGACGGCCAACGCCAAGAUUCUGACAGCCUAUCUGGACUACAUGGUAAAGGUGUCGGUACUUUUGGGGGCAGACGAAGCUGAUGCACGACGACAGAUGGCCGAUGUUAUCGACUUCGAAACCAAUCUGGCCAACAUUACAACUCCACAGGACCAGCGGCGUGACGAAGAGGAAAUGUACCACUUGAUGACAAUUAAAGAAUUGCAAGUGAAAGCUCCCUUCAUCGUUUGGCGAGAUCACUUUGACGAAGCUUUCCGAUUGGUGAAGCGGAAAAUCACCGAACAGGAAAACGUUGUAGUUUAUGCGCCAGAAUAUCUAGAGAAAUUAAACGCAUUGAUUGUAGAGUACAACAGCACCGAUGAAAAGAAAACGACAUUGAAUAACUAUUUGGUGUGGCAAACUGUGCGAACUCUUACGUCCUGUCUAUCGAAAGCGUUCCGUGAUGCAUAUAAAGGACUACGGAAGGCACUAAUUGGCUCUGACGGAGGAGAAGAACCAUGGAGGUACUGCGUGAGUGAUACCACUAACGUACUCGGAUUUGCCAUUGGAGCAAUGUUUGUGCGAGAAGUGUUUCACGGUGAGUCAAAAAGUCGAGCGGAAGAAAUGAUUAAUGAAGUACGAACGGCAUUCAAAGAUAAUUUGAAAAACUUGGCUUGGAUGGACAACGAGACUAGGCGGCUGGCUAACGAAAAGGCCGAUAAAAUAUCCGAUAUGAUUGGGUUUCCUGAUUACAUUUUGACUCCUGAAGAACUAGAUAAGAAGUACCAAGAUUUAAACAUAGACCCGAAGACGUACUUUGAUAACAAUAUUAAUUUCAAUAUUUAUAGCUUGAAGAAGAAUUUGGAGAAACUAGAUCAACCAGUUGAUAAGACACGCUGGGGUAUGACUCCUCCUACUGUUAAUGCCUAUUAUACUCCAACUAAAAAUCAAAUUGUGUUCCCCGCAGGAAUUCUGCAGCUUCCAUUCUUUGGAAUGCAGAAUCCAAAAAGUUUAAAUUAUGGAGGGAUGGGCGUUGUAAUGGGACAUGAACUGACUCAUGCUUUCGACGACCAGGGUAGAGAGUACGACAAAUAUGGAAAUCUGCAUCAGUGGUGGAAUAAUAAAACAAUCGAAAAGUUCAAGAAGGAAACCGAAUGUUUCAAUAAACAAUAUAGCUCGUACAAAGUCAAUGGGAAAAACCUGAACGGAAAGCAAACUAUGGGAGAAAAUAUUGCAGAUAACGGAGGUCUUAAGGCGGCAUUCCAUGCGUAUAUAAAAAAUGAAAAAUAUAGUAUCACGGACACUGACACUUUGCCGCUUCCUGGUUUGAAUCUGACGCAUCGUCAGCUGUUUUUUGUGUCGUUUGCUCAGGUGUGGUGCUCAACGGUAACUGAUGAAACGACAACACUUCAGAUCGAAAAAGAUCCACAUUCCCCUCCGAUGUAUCGAGUGAUAGGAUCCUUGUCAAAUUUGCAGGAAUUCUCCGACACUUUCAAGUGUCGUCCAGGCGCUAGAAUGAAUCCCGUCAACAAGUGCGUGGUAUGGUAAAAGACUGUUUAGAGUUCUAUUUUUUUCCUUGAAAAAGCUCAAAGCUAAAGAAGUUACGUGAAACGUAGAGCAACACUGAAUUUCAGGACCUGUCAAUAUUUCCGUAUCAAUUAUUACCUCAAUUCAAUGGCUCAGCUAUCUUGAAAUCGGAGAGAAAGUCGUCUUAAAAAUUGUUUGGAAUGCAGUCGCAAAUAGUUAAAGCUAAACAUUAUGUUCGUUUACCUGCUUUAUUUCUAUCAAAAUACAACAAUCUGCAACAUUUUGUUCAGAUAUUUAUAUCAGUGAAAUGAAUCACCAGCUGCGAUGCCAAAUAUUCCUACAAUUUGGAAAAAAAUCUCUCUCUGUCCUAACGUAUUAAUGACCUAGUGAAUAGAAUUAAUAAUUAUCUAUGAGUGUAAAAAAAUGCAAAGUUACUAAAUGUGAUUAACAGACCAGAACAAAAUCAGAAAUGUUCAAAUGAUCUAGUGAAAAAAACAAGCUGCAGUGCAGAAUAUUCUUGUUGUGCAAAACAGUUUUAGGAGUACCUAUCGUAAAAGAGUCGAAACCUUAUUUUCAUCCUCGCAAGAAAAUUUUUCUAAGGAUGUAUGUAUUAUGUAUUACAAGAAUCUAUCAAUUUAUUCUUAAGCAACUGAUUUUUAGUUGAAAUGUAGUGCUGUGUACUUUUGCUUUUUGUUUGUUUAAUAAAAAAAAUAUGAGCAGGAAGCACAAUUUGAGGAAAUUUGAAAUUAAAUGAACAAACUAAAUUGAUACUUAACAA